UGGCGCGUUAUGACCGAAGCACUAUACGCAUGUGCAGUUAUUUGUACCAUGUACGCAGGCGAACUAAUUCAAUAUGGCCACCAGCGUGCCAUACAGUGGGUGAAAUAAAGUAUUUUUAUAGUUAUCAAAUGUUUUUAUACAGUUCGCGGCUCAAGAAGCUACUUAAAAAGUGGCCUGGAAAAAAGCUAUUAGGAGAAUAUCGAUUUCUACCGAUUUUCUUUGUCGCGGGUGCAGCCCUUGAGUUUUCCAUGAUUAAGUGGAAAGUAGGAGAGGUUAACUUUUAUAACACGUACAAACGCCGGCAAGUGGAGACUAUCGUGAAUAAUAAAUUAGAAAAGGAGAAAUUGGCAGCACCGCACAUUACGAAGGACUAGGAAUAGAAAUCUCAAGAAUGCCUGCUGGAUUAUCUUCGUCUCGAUAUUUAACAUUUGUCGCUUCUGCGAUGCUCACAAUGUUUGCCGGAGCACAGGUUGUUCACAUGUAUUAUAGACCACUGGAUGACUUGGAUGAGCUUGUUCAAAGAGAAUUGGAGAGACGAAGGGCAGAAAAAAGCACAUAACGAAUCAGUGUCUAUCAUAACCAAAAGACCAUGAUCAAAGUAGUAUAGAUUUACCGUAACAACUGAAUCAAAUAAAGGAAAAUAUAUUAUAACGAAA
Cephus cinctus (wheat stem sawfly) is the source of this 656-nucleotide messenger RNA. Its product is annotated as small integral membrane protein 4. The record is from RefSeq and is a predicted model, not a curated record. The transcript has a single exon. Lineage: Eukaryota; Metazoa; Arthropoda; Insecta; Hymenoptera; Cephidae. Bases 30 to 374 code for a protein of 114 amino acids.